Molecule: messenger RNA, 525 nt
Organism: Oppia nitens
Lineage: Eukaryota; Metazoa; Arthropoda; Arachnida; Sarcoptiformes; Oppiidae
Product: cytochrome P450 4V2-like
Exons: 2
Coding region: 1-525 (174 amino acids)
Molecular function (GO): heme binding; oxidoreductase activity, acting on paired donors, with incorporation or reduction of molecular oxygen; iron ion binding
Source: RefSeq, a predicted model, not a curated record
AUGGCAACGAUGUCGAUCGCUGCCGACACCGAUGUCCGACUGCGACCGACUACGGCGUAUGCCUUACUUGGAUUGCGUACUCCGGGAAUCGUUACGUGUCCUGGACUAACACUUGAAGACAUCCGGGAAGAAGUGGACACUUUUAUGUUUGCCGGACACGACACCAGUGCCCUAUGUAUGUCGUGGACACUGUAUCUGUUGGGUCUGUAUCCCGAUGUUCAGCGCCGUUUGCAUCAGGAAUUGGAUGCCCAGUCUAUCGUUGCCGACACCGAUGUCCGCGGCGACCAACUACGCCGUAUGCCUUACUUGGAUGCCGUACUCCGGGAAUCGUUACGCCUGUAUCCGCCGGUCAUUAGGCGCGACAUACGCCAGGAUCUAGCGAUUGGCGGUCAGUAUACAGUGUACCGGCCGGUUCGGCGCUGUUUUUUUAUCUGUAUAGGACGUAUGCAUUUUGGGACAGUCGUGUGUCCUAACCGGUACGAUACGCUUGAGUUCAAACCCGAGCGCUUUUAUCGGCACUACUAA